Messenger RNA from Rhincodon typus (whale shark), 729 nucleotides. RefSeq names its product O-acyltransferase like (gene oacyl). The record is from RefSeq and is a predicted model, not a curated record. The transcript is spliced from 7 exons. Bases 43 to 729 code for a protein of 228 amino acids. Lineage: Eukaryota; Metazoa; Chordata; Chondrichthyes; Orectolobiformes; Rhincodontidae.
ACACCGCUUUUCAUCUUUCUACUGUACAGGAAUAGGUUGUUAAUGAUUGCCCUUGCAGGAUUUCUGUUGUUGACUUGUUUCAUUGUCACUGCUUUGAUCUCCUGGUUCUUCAAACUGCCAAUAGGACUUCACUUUGAUUCCAGGCUGCUUACACAUGAGGUGUACAAUGCACAAUACUACACAAAGCCUUAUUGCCGUUAUGGUCCAUUUUUAAUUGGAAUUAUGUUGGGCAUUUUAUUGCAUCACAGAGAAACAUCUUUGCUGAAAACCAAGGCUUCUGUUCUUGCUGGUUGGCUGUGCUGUCUGGCCACAAUGACUGCUGUGAUAGCAUUUGGAUAUGCACUAGAUGGCUCAAUUGAAUACUACUCUGUCCUUCCUGUGCUGUACCAGGCACUUCACAGAUCUGUAUGGGCUGCUGCAGUUGGGUGGAUCAUACUUGCAUGUGAAGAAGGAUAUGCAGGUUUUAUUCAAAGUUUGCUAUCCAGCAAGUUAUGGAUCCCACUAGCCAAUCUCAGUUAUGCCUGUUUUCUAAUACAUCCUGCUGUCAUAGAAUUGUAUAAUGGGCUGCAGGAGACGCUCCUUCAUUACACAGACAUCAACAUGGUGGAUGCCAGUCAGAUUCGAGCAAAACUGCUUCGAGUUAGGAACAAAUCAACAUUACAAAUUCCCUGCAAGUUGCCUGUCAUCAACCUUCAAAGGCACCUGAACCUCAGAACUCUGAUUCUGUAA